AUGGAGAGACGCCGACAAAUCAUCCACAUGCUCGGAGGCCAUCCUGCUUUUGGCAGAUGUUGCGACGCAGACGGCAAGGGAAAGUGGCUGCCAAACGCCGAAACACGGCUGCCAGAGCAACAUGACGAUGAUGACAAUGACAGUGAUGAUGUUGACGAUGAUGAUGAUGAUGAUGAGGAGGAGGAGGAGGAGGAGGAGUUGCGUGACGCAAGCAACCGCGGCAGUGACUACAGCUACUACACCAAGGAUUUCAUCCUUCGUGUUCCCAGCCCCACAACCAUCCCAUACAAGCUCUUCAAGAAAUCAACAUUUCCAGAGUGGCAGCCUGGUUACGACAGAGUCGUUGUAAUCGAGGAUGACAAGACUGCGCACGUGCACGUGUUCAGCGAUUUUGCAACAGACAACCAGCAGCUCCAUGCAAAGGCAAUUCGCUUCUUCAUCCAGCGGUUUCUGCGCCGCGACGACAACGACGGCGCGCUGCGUGCCCUGCUGAACAUGACAUCAAUGCACGUACUCAUGGACGACGUGCUGAAUGACACCGCACUCAUUAAGGCUCUGACGGGUCACCAGGUGCUGCGCUUGCUCACGAUGAUUGAUACUAGCAGUCUGGUUGGCGAGUUGCAGUCACGGCAGGGUCACCCCAGCACGCGAGUCCUGAUCCAGCGCGCUCUCGUGUCCGAUCCCAACACGAUUCAACUCUUCUCCGCCAACAACCCCAACCUUCUGCACGACCACCUGCAGCUGCUGGCUGCCCUCAUCAACACGAGUACCAGCAGCACUUACUCCUACGACAGGGACGCCGGAUACAAUGACUUGUGCUUUGUCAUCCUCGUUCUGGGGCUCGCCCCAAACUUUGAGGCAGAGAAGCUCAAGCACAGGGCCGAGCUGCCCACCACCAACAGCAGCAGCAACACCAACUCACACGACGACCACGACGACCACGACGACCACGACCACGACCACCACAGCAACGGCGGCAGCAGCAGCAGCUCCGUCGAGUACAGCCAGGACGACAUCUUGGAUGCCGCUGAUUUCGUGCAGAAGUACCACGAGACGAUCCACAUCAGCGCCGACACGAUGAUGUGGCUCGCUGCUCGCGCAAUCCUGGCACAACUGACACCCAAAGAUGCCAUCUUCUUCGCUGCAACUCACCCGGCGAGCAAGGUGCUGAGCGAACACGACCCCAGCAAGUUUGGCAGGGUGGUGCGCACUGCUCUCACCAACACUGGCGGCAAGGGCACCAAGAAGAAGAAGAAGAAGAAGAAGCGGGCUGCGGGCACAUCGGGCGCCUACCUCAAGUACAUGUCCACGCUGCCACAGGCGCAGGAGCACAUCUUCGACGUGUGGCUGAGCCAGCUGCCAUCGAUUGGCAACGACGCGGACCACCCGCUCGCAAAGGGUGCGAUAAAGCUGGCAACGUCGGCGCAACUCACAUCUGACCAGCGGGGGCGGCUCAUGCAGAUGCUCAUGAACAACACACGAAGCAGCAUGUGCCGUCUCAUUCUUGGUUCUGUUCUUCAUAUCAUCCCGGACCACCUCACGCCCGUGACGGUCAUCGCGGGCAUGUGGAGUGUGGUGUCGCCAGCAGAGGUUGAGACAGGCCUGCGCACCUGGCUGAAGGAAGAAGCAACCAAGAUGCGAGUCGUCACCGUGGACGACCCUGACUCUGACACCAGUGGUGCAUCGUCGUCGUCAUCGCGCAGCCCAGCCACAUCUGCUUCUGCCACUGUCUUCACCAGUCGCCGCAAUCGAAACGGCAAAGGCAGGGCACGUCGUCGGCACCGACAACGUGCCCAACAUCAGCAGCACCACCAGCAGCACCACCAGCAGCACCACCAGCAUCAGCAGCCACGCAUCAAGACGGUGAAGGAGCUGAGUGUUCGCUCACUCAUUCAUUUAGCCGUCCAGCUUGAAGACACACUACGCGAGCAGCUUGGUGUAAUCAGCAGCAUACCAGCUGGCAGACCGGCUGAGGUGGCAGCACGCAUGCACAAGUUCAAGCCCAUUUACCUGCUCGCCGGCGACUGCGUGGAAGAGAGCAACGUGCCCCUCGUUGCCUUCUUCCAACAGCUGAUUGCCGCCUCAAGUGAAGACGGCAUCCAGUUGACCGAGAAGGGAACGACACCAAACCAUCUCUUUGGUCUUGCUGCGAACCGCGCUGUUGCUCUCGCCCGGCAGCACCGCCAGGCCGGUGAUGAAGAGCUGUGCAACCUGCUCAAGGUGUUGCGAACCGCCGCUCGCCAGAACGACAGCCAUCACGACAUGUUCCGCCGCGUUGGCGUGGACAUGUUGUCAGAGCUCACCAUCCCGCAAACCUUCAAGGAUGUUACUGAUCAACCUGCGUUGUGGCGGCUGGUGCUCAACAUGCGCUCGCCACGCGAUUGGCGGCAGACGCAGCCGGCAGUGUCAGCACGACAGACCCUGGCCCGCGAAUACGAGGCGUGGCGUGACCUCACCAAGACGCCAGCCGACAUGGCAGUGUUGUUUCCACCGGCGCAGGAGCCUGGCAGAAGACUGAGUAAAAUCCACACCCUUGCGAACCUUCUGGCCAUCGUGGCACCAUCUGAUCAAGAAGAGCUUCUUGUCCUGAUUCAGGAGGCAUUGAGUGUGUACGACCAACUUUGUGACGAACGUUGGACGGUGUACAGCUUGCACAAGUUCGCCUCAGACAUCCUGCCUUCGAAUCCCUGGGUGGCCAGUUUGCCUGCCACGCUGGAAACGUGGCUGACGGAGCCACUCAGUCAAGUCAAUGACAGCAACCGCUGGAACACUGCCGAAAACAUCUUGAAAGAGAGCAGAGAUUUGCUUACAGCACUUCACCAGCGCGCCAACAGCCACACGUUUCGAAGGAUGCUCGCGACAGAAAUGGCCUCAGUGCAUUCAUCAUACACCCCAGCCACACCAUCAGCAAGCGACGCAAGCGAGACAAACGAGAGCAAUGAGAAUGACGACUCCGGCCUCUCCGAAACCACGACAUCAACCUCAACAACAGCCGCAUCGCCAUCACCACCACCGUCAUCGCCAUCAACAGCUCGCGCUGACGAUGAGCAGGUCAUGACAGACGCGAAGCGGGAGGUGGAACAGGUGCUCAAGACUGCGGACAAAGUUAAGACUCAACACACACGCUUGUUCAACAACCUUCGAAGCAGUACUCAGCUGUCUGAUCUUCACAUCAUGUGGGGAGGGCUCACGCGCGCGCAGGUGGAGCACGACAUGACACUGCUGUGUACAAUCAUUGGCCACCCAUCUGAAGUCCGUACACGGGGCCCGUUCGCGCAAUUGACCAAGCAGCUCAUCAGCUAUGCUGAGCAGCGUCAUUAUGCACAGCGCGCAGAGCAACUCAACCGAGUGUUACACGUGUGCAGGCCGUUCUUCGUCACGCCAGUUUCGAAGCUUACCAGUGCCAUCGACGCGGUGCUGGACGUGGAUGACUCACAGACACUCCGCCACCUGCACACGGCUGUGCAGGACGUGCAGUCACAUGUCCCUGACGAUCCCGACGUGUGGGAGGUGCUUGGUGAGAUGGCCGACGCAGGCAACUUGCUCGAGUUUCUGCGAGAACAAGAGGGCGACAUACGUCACUACACGGCGAGCGCGGACACAUUUGGUUCCGACGCAUACAUGGCCACCGCAGAGCAGGUCAACGCCUUCAUCUUGUUGCACUCGUUCAUGUUCCCGCUCAUCAACGCUGACACAAAGGCGAAGGACCUGGAGGACUUUCUUCGUCUUCUCAGCCAGCGCUUUCACCAGAGCCAGGGCCAUGCUGCAUCCUCCUCGGGAGCAACAUCAGGUUCGGCGUCGUCGUCAGCAUCAUCGGCACGUCAGCCAGACCGCCUACCGCUGUCGCAACUGCUGCGCAUCUGCAACCAAGGCCUGGAGGCGCUGCAGCUGUUUGUGAACACGCUGAGCGACCGCGGUGCCGCUGCCCGCGAACGCAUUCGCCUCGUUGUUGAUCCCUCCGUCGAAGGCGCACGCAUCGUGUUCAGGUGCGACUCGCUCCGCCAGACCGCAAGCUACCACAUCUGCAUCCGCCACAGGAGCGAGGACAUUGAGUUGUCGGAGCGCGACGUGAGCGACCUGCGUGCGCGCGCGUGCCUGCUGUCCACAGACCAGGACCAGGACGUGCGUGUGCACAUGCAGCGGUUCAGGGAUUUGGUGGAAGGCGUCGAGUUGGCCAUGGCAGAGCUGAAGCAGCUGGCGGAGAGCGGACACCUUGAAGAGUUCAACUGCUACACGCACGCAAUGGCGGUGCAGGGCGCCAACCUGAAGGACUACAGGAAUGCACUGCAGACCCGCCUCCUGCUGUGGACGGAGCGCUUGAAGGAGAUGCGCGAGCACUAUGACGUACUCAACAUCUUUUCCAACCGCCAGCUGGUGGUGCUGUUCCAUGCACUCGUGCAACCACACGAGCACCACGAUGAGGAGCUGGUGCAGGAGCGAGACCAGCUGCUGCUGGCCAUGCUCGGUCCCCACGCCGACGUGCACCAGGUGUCGCUGUUUGUGCGCGAUGGGCUCAACAGCAUGGGUGCAUGCGAUGACAACGUGCACCGGCUGAGCGAGCUGCUGGCGAUGCUCAAGUCGCUCAUCGAUGCGCCGCCACCACGCGCCCUUCGCCCCUCUGGAAUGAUUGACGAGAGCAUGCUGCCGCCGUUCCGCCACGCUGCCAAGCACGAUCUUGUGCGGGUGCUGCUGUCUGAGGACGAUCGCACGACCGCCGCCUCCAUCCUGGCCGCAUUCACGGACGCCAACCUGGAGUACCUGCCUGCGCAGUGCCUCUUCUGCUCCGAGCACACGCGCGUGGCGAUUGUGCGGCUGUUCCUUGCCCGCAGCCAGGAGACAACAGACCUGCCGUUUGUGCUCGUGUAUCCGGAGCUGCUCAGCAUUGAAGCGCAGGCGGAGUUGAAGGAGGAGUUGACCAAGUGGGGCCACCGCUGCUCCAACCCUCGCUCCUCAAAGCCAUUCGCACCCGCUGUUGGCGAGCACGUGCCGGAGUCAAGCCGCCCGCUUCCACGCUUCACCGUCGUGUGUCGCCGCACCACGCGAAGUCGCCUCCUGCAUGGCGUUGCAGGGCUGGUGGACGAAGACUUGACGGGGCACGUGGCGCAACAGCUGCUGGCCAACUACGCGCUGCACACGAGGGAGCACGGUGCUGUCACCGUUGUUGCCAGCGAGUACGCGCAGCAGGGCAAAUCCACCUUCAUCCAGCAACACCUCGCACGCCUUGCUGGUGGCAGCAACGGUGCUAGCGAUGGUGAUGAUGAUGGUGAUGGCGACAGUGGACGUGGCAGUGGCCGUGUUGGGCGACGCGGGCCGCUUCGCUCGUCCAUGCUCUCACGCACGUCGCAAGCUACCACCGCAACCACCGCCACGACGAAAACGGGUGGCAGUGGUGCUGAUGGCGGGGACGACCUUGUGGACGACGAUGAAGGGGAUGGCGACGCAUCACCGGCGCUCUUCUCAUCCGAUGACGAUGGUGAAGACGACGAGUUUUUGGACGCGUCGUUUGAGUUCCCCGUGCCACCGAGUGGGCCCGUGCCUGCAGGCAUGGCGACAACAGCAACACUCCCGCGUGACGCUGUUGCUGGCGAUGGCGGGCACUACUGCACGCUGCUUGUCUCUGGGCAGGACACGUUUGACGUCCUGCACGACAAGCUGUCUCGCCUGCCGCUGAUGGACCCGCGCGUCAAGGCACUGUACAUUGACGUCGGGGCGGCACUGAACAUUGAGGAUGACCUCAACAUGCAUCUGUUCCAGCUGCUGGUGCUGCGCUGCCUCUCGCGCGACGACAGGCUGUGGCACGUGCCACGCCACGUCGCGGUGUACGUUGAGAUUGGCAACACGCUGCACGACCGCUUGAGCCAGCAGCUCGCGCUCACCACCAAGGCGCCGUUUGCCGAUGAAGUGGCGGCAUCCACCACACAGGCUGCGCCUGCACAGACGGGCGCGCCCACUGCCUCUUUUACCAAGGAAGUGCUUGGGUGGGACGCAAACAACAUUCACGUGCCAACGGAUACGAGCUCCCCCAUCCAGCGUGCUUGUCGCUACCUCGACCUCCUGCACAGGGACCAGCUCACGGACGUGGUGUACAGGGAACCUGAUCUGAACGCCAUGGAUGGCAUUGAGCCAACACCGCUGAGCAAGGGAGACUGCAUUCGCCUCCUGACUCAAUACUUCCCGCGCCUGCAAGAGAACCACGCCUCCUUUGGCGAACUCAACACCUUCCUCCUCGUCGCCGCCCAGCAGCUGCCGCGCAUGCUUACAAGUGUGUUCCUUCGCCUGAGUGAGCUCUGCGGUUGGGUAGGGCGCUCUCGCUCACGAGCACACGAGAUUCGGCGGGGCAUGCUCAUGGCGGUGGUGAACACAGUACAACGAUUUGCAAUGCCCUCCGUUGACGCCGUGAAAGACGUGCAGCACCAUCACCAGGACGCGGCUGGGACGGUGACCGAUGACGUGUUGCGGCAGAUGGAGAAGGCCAUCACGUGGGCUGAGAUGGAGCACUGGAUGCUGUGCGUUGCCGAUGAUGGGUGUGUUUGUGCCUUCUACUCGGACCCAAACAGUGUCCCGCCGCAGGUGCGCCGAUUCUUUGCACUUCAACGCCAUCCACUCAAACAAAUGCACGAGUACACUUCUCAAGAGCUGUUUGUGCAGCUCAAGCAACUGCUGGGUCACAAAACUCAAGCGGCCCAGAACUGGUAUGCCAUGACACCAGACAACCUGCUGAAGAUGGUGCUGAUCUACAUCCGCAUCACCAACAACGUGCCGUGCAUUCUCAUGGGCCACGCAGGCUGCGGUAAGACGUCACUGUUUCAUCAGCUGGCCCACAUGUGCAACGACGUGGUGUAUGAGCGGCCACUUGGCAUCCACGCAGGCACAACGGCGCAGGACAUUAUCGAUUACGUCAACGAAGCCAUCGAUCUGGGGGAGAAGCUGCUGCAGGACGCCGGGUGUGUUGAUGUGGCGGUGGUGCCCCAGGCUGGUGUUGGUGCUGGUACACAGGGGCAAACCAACGACCAGACAGCCACGUCAGCCACAGCAGAGCAAGAUGGUGAUGCUGACCCCAACGCUCCCGGCUCUGCAUCGACAUCGUCAGCAACGAAUACUCGUGUGGUAUCUCAGGGCAAUGAUGGUGACGAUCCACAGGGUCAAACCAACGACCAGGUAGCCACGUCAGCCACAUCGGCCACAGGAGAGCAAGAUGGUGAUGCUGACCCCAAUGCUCCCGGCUCUGCAUCCACUUCGUCAACAACCACUUCUUCGGCGUCGUGCACCUCCACUCCAGUGAUGCCCGCUCAUCCUGUGACGGUGUGGGCAUUCCUUGAUGAGAUCAACACGUGCGAGCACCUCGAGCUGCUGUCAGACAUCAUUGUGCGCCGCCGCUGCGGCUCCCGCUCCAUCCCGGACAACGUGAAGAUUGCCGCUGCGUGCAACCCGUACAAGCGCCGUGACCGCCCAGCGCCAACACCAGGCCUGGUCACCAUGGAGCGCCAGCCCAUUGACGCGCAGUCGCACCUCAUGUACCGCGUGCACCCGCUGCCGGAGGCGAUGCUGCCGUACGUGUGGGACUUUGGCGAGCUGUCUGCUGGCGACGAGCGGCUGUACAUGGGCAGCAUGGUGGACGGCCUUGGACUCAAUCGGGACGAGAAAAAGGCUGUGGUGGAGAUGCUGUAUCAGUGCCACGACUACCUGAGGAAGAAGACAGGCCACAUAAUCAGCCUGCGUGACGUCAAGCGUUUCUGCACACUCUUCAAAUUCUUCCAGAAGUGGCGGCAGCAGAGAGCACCCUUCCCCAGUCCCGGACCAAGACCGCGCGAAACCACCAUCCCCUUCAUGUCAUCGAAAAUGCAUGCUGCAUGGCUGUCACUCAUUCAGUGCUACGUUGUUCGUCUUCCUGAGCAAAGCAAGCGCAAUGAGCUGCUUGACCAGUGCAGCGCGCGUUUUCGGGCGUGGAAACGGUGGGGGAGAGAAGCCAUUCUGCGGCUCCUUCGCGAAGAGCAGCUGGACAUGGUGGAUCGCAUGGACAGGCGGGCACCGCAGUUCCAGAACUUGGCAGAGAACGCGGCCUUGCUGGAGAACACGUUUUCCAUUGUGGUGUCGCUGCUCAACCGCAUCCCCAUCUUCCUGAUUGGCAAGCCGGGCAACAGCAAGACGGUGAGCAUGAGCCUGGUCAACAACAGUCUUCGUGGCCGUGACUCGCGCGACCCGCUGCUCAAGCUGUACCCUGGCAUCACCGUGUUUGCGUACCAAGGCAGCGUUGAGGCGACGAGCGAGGGCAUCCUGCAGGUGUUUGCCCGCGCGGAAGCGUACCUGGACAGCGCCAACCAUCAGGACGUGCUGCCCGUGGUGGUGCUGGAUGAGGUUGGACUCACAGAACACUCGCGCCACAACCCGCUCAAGGUGCUGCACGCCAAACUUGAGCCGCCAGACGGCAGCGAGCUCCGUGUUGGCGUCGUCGGCAUCUCAAACUGGGCGCUCGAUGCGGCGAAGAUGAACCGCGCACUGCACAUCUCCCGGCCUGAUCCAUCACGCGAAGACCUUCUCCACACUGCAGUCACCAUUGCAAGCAACUUCGUUACAACAGAAUAUCGGUUCUACGAAGGUCCAACACGAGCUUGCGAUCUCCCUGAUGAGUUGCAGCUACCUCUCAAGGGGGUGGCUUUUGGGUAUCAUGAUUACAUGCAGGAAUGCAAGGCCCAGAACCGCCAGCCCUUUUUUGGCCUCCGAGAUUUCUACAGUGUCUGCAAGUCGAUGUGUCGCAGGAUGAGUGAGCUGAAUGCGAGCGAGGGCGUGGUGGCCACCGCCAUCAUCCGCAACUUCUCCGGCACGCUCGGAGGCGACACCGUCCACAGCGACCGGCAGCUCUUCUUCACCCGCGUGCAGGAGCAGUUGCUGCAAGUGGGGUGGUACCACGCUGACCGCUUGGCUGUGACGCUGAUGAAUGCGAGCCACAACACCGUGGCAUGCAUCGAGGACAACUGGCAGGACGUGUUUGCGCGCCACCUGAUGAUUGGGUCCGUUGGUCGCGCGGCGCUGUCCAUCUUGAAGACUUUCUCCAGCUUGGACACGAGCAACGCCCUCAUUAUCCGCGGCAGCCAGUUUGAGGCGGACGUGGUGAGCGAGGAGUACCCGUACUCUGUGCUGAGCCAGAUCAUCCUGAAAAUGGAGCACGGUGGCGUGCUGGUGCUGGUGGACCUUGAUUCCAUCUACGGUAGCCUGUACGACAUGCUGAACCAGAGCUACACCAUGAUCAAGGGCCGGCGCAACUGCACCAUUGCCCUGGGCUCCCUCAGCAACCCGCUGUGCCCCGUGCACGAGCGGUUCCGCUGCGUUGUGCUGAUGGAUCGGGAGAAGAUGCAGACGUACGACCCGCCCUUCCUCAACCGCUUUGAGAAGCACCUGCUCAGCUUCACAGACGUGUUGUCGGGGGACCAGCGGGACGUGUGCACGCAGGUGGAGAACUGGCUCACACGCAUCGUUGCGUGUGGACAGGACACGUCCGCCGUGACGCCACAGGACAAGGCGAGGGCCAUCCCGUGCUAUGGCGACAACUUGGUAGCAAGCCUGCUGCUCAAGCACCUGGCGAGCAUGCAGGCGGCCAUGGCCUCGGCUGGGAGCAGCAAGACAAUCAAGAGAGAGAACAUUCGACCAAGUCGCGUUGUACGUGCCAAGCCGGCUCAGCUGCACGUCACUGUCACCCAUGGGUGGCAGUCAGAGCAGCAGCAGCAAGGCAUGCAGCCUGGUGACGAGAGCUGGCAGGAAUUGCUGCAUCAGCAAAAUGAAGGGUUGAAGAUGCAUGUGCCACCAAGCUAUCUCCAACAGCAACAGCAACAGCAACAGCAACAGCAACAGCAGCAACAACAUGCCGGUGGUGCGACGGGAAGCCGGUUCCUGCGCGCAUCGCAGUGGCGCCUGACCCCCGACCUGGCACAGCAGCUGCAGCAACGCAUCAAGCACAGCUUGAUUGACCUGAUGACGCUUGAGUUUGUGGUGUCCCUGACGCAGUUUUCGGACGAGGACAAGCAGCGCGUGGUCGACGUGUACACGCAUGAAUCCUCGCACCACUCCCUCGCGGGCCUGUUGGAGUGGCUGCAGUGGUUUGGUGCACCGUCAGGGGAUAGUGGUGGUGGGGAUGGUGACGAACAACAAGGGGCCAGUGUGCGCAAGGGCGAUUAUGGCGAUUAUGGCGAUGGUGGUGGUUAUGAUGGCGAUGGUGGUGCUGGUGGUCAUGAUGAUGACGACGCCGCCACUGAUGAAGGUGCCGCUGAAGACGAUGACGAUGAGAUGCUGGAGAAGCCAAGCAAGGCGAAGAAGGCACGGCAGCAGCCGCUGCCGGCCCAGCCGCUGCGCCGCCUGUUGCUGGUGACGCGCACCAGCAUCUUCUAUCCCUUCAGGGAGGUGUCGGAGUGUGAGAUUGUGCGUGUGUCCGACAUCAAGUCUGAGCGCAUGUUGUCGCUUGAGCUGCGAGAAGCACUGCGCCGCGCCGGCCACCACGGCACGGUUGUGGUGCAGCUGCUGCUCAACGAGUUCAAGCACCUGGCCAUGGUGCAGGAGAAGGUGGACGGCCUGCUGGCUGGCGUUGACCGGGAGACGCGCGGCGAUGCUGGUCUCAACGGUGAGCACACACAUGGUGGCCAGGGGUGCAGCCGCGUGAUUGUGUGCGUGCACAUGCACUCCAAGACGACGAGCCUCCGCAAGCAAGCGCAGGAAGUGGCCAUGCUGCAGACCAUCACCGCGUCUGCGGAGUGGGAGCUGCGCUACUGCGACGAUCUCGGCUCGCUGCCCUCCUUUGCUGCACAAGCCCUGCAGCAGGAGCAGCAUACGCAGCACGUGAGCGGUGGCGGUGAUGAUGUUGGCGGUGCGUCGAUGCAUGUGCCAGCUGGGCCAUCGGCGCCACCUGUUGUUGAGCCGACCCUCAACCUGAUUGAGCUGUGCUCGCACUCUCUGCAGGACGUGGUGCUGCGCCACGAUCAUUCGCUGCUGCACUACCGGCGCCUGAUCACCCCAGACGCGCUGUGGUGGUGCUACUCGCGCAUCGACUUCUCGCGCGUGCCGCACUGCCAGCAGCGUGCGCGGUCCUCAAUCGACCGGCUGCUGGCCGCGCUCACGUCCCAAGACCAGGAGGGCGAGCAGCUGUGCAUGAUUUUGGCGCACGCGGCGGCGCUGAUGCUGGAUUCCACCACGACGUGGGUUGCACAGCUGGCGCAGCAGGACAUGAAGCAGCCAAGCUACGCCACGUUUGGGCAGCGUGUGGUGCGCACGGCGCGUGAGGCAUUCCUGUCUGCGCUCGCACGCAUCAUCUUCAGCAUGGAGCAGCACCACUUUGUGCCCGAUGUGAGGCAGCUUGUGCCUGACGAUGCCACGCGCGCGCUGCUUGCUCAGCUCGAGAUUUCCCCGCGGGCGUACGCCGUGCUCGCACUCGAUGCACUGCCGUCCACGGCGCGCGCAUUUGCCGCUAGCACUGCGCAGCACGAGCAGCCAGUUGUUGACAACGAGGGCGACGCGGAUGACAUUUCGCCUGCAACCACAAGUGUGCUGCGCCCCGUGUCACUGCGGCUCCCAGAAACGCAUCGCUGGUACAACAGCCUGUGUGCGCUGGCAGAGGCGCUAUUUGCCGAGAUGGACGCGGCGCCCACGGAGCAGACGCGUGCCAGCCACGUGCAGGGGUUCAUCGCACGCGUGCGUGACGCCUUUUCGCACGCCAUUGCGGCCGGUGUGAGCACCGACGACGUCACUCUUGACAUCAUGGACACACAGGACGAUGAUGAUGGCGACAUGGACGACGUGGACGACAUGGACGAGCGCGAGGACGAUGAUGACGAUGACGAUGAUGACGAUGAUGUGGACGAGUUGGAUGCGAAUGGCGAUGAUGAUGAUGACGGUGACGAGAGCGGGAACGGGUUUGGUGACAUGUCUCAGGUACACAACGCAGCUGCGGUUGUUGGGCCGUUGUUGCUGGUGGACUGGGUGCGCUAUGCCAACAACCACGUUGGCGCCAACGUGCUGGACAUCUGGCGCGGUCUGUGCCUGUGCUUUGGGGACGACAUCAGCAUCACCUCCGAUGAGCACGUGUUUCAGGUGCUGAAGAAGCUGCAGGAGAACGAGCAGAUGCUGUACGCGUUCUUCAGCCUGCUGUCAAUUGCCCGCCGCUCUGACGCACGCGGUGACGUGUUGCAAGUUGCCCUCAACUCCAUCAAUGACACCAACAUUGGUGGUGACGACGCUGAUGGCGAUGACAAUGAUGCUGAAAGCAGUCCUGGCCGGCCCACGGGCACAUCUGCCAUCGUACACGGCAUCUGUGAAAGCAUCGCACUGCGCUUCAUCGCUGCCAUCACCCGCCAACAAGACGACGACGACGAUGAGGAUGAUGAUGCUGAGGACGAUGAUGAUGACGACGAUUACAGUGGUGACGAUGAUGAGGGUGAGGAUGAGGCCAAUGAAGCCAUGGGCAUGGUGUUUGCUGCCCGCGAUGUGAUGCAGCACCUGCUUGCCCUGCCGUGCGAUGCGAGCGGCGGGCGUGCGGCCAUCACGCCCCAGAUCAUGGCGCGCGUCAGGCUCCUCAACGCCAUCCUGCACGCGUGGAGCAGAAACAGCGACCUGGAGGUGGUGCCGCUGCUGCAGGCAUUCAUGCACUUGUCGCUGACACCAGCCCACACCGAGCCGUACGCGGCGCCGGUGACAGCAACAGCAACGGGGUCGCCGUCGCAGCAGCUGCUCAGGUUCUUGCAGCAGAGCUUCGACGAAGACAAACCACUGUGGUCCGUUGGUAGUGAGCGAAGGCGCCUGGUCUCCGACACGGUUGCCCUCUUCAGCCAGAUGCUGCACCUCAACUACGCGGAGAUGACGGCACAAGAGCAGCGCACGACCCUCGCCCAGCUGUGCCGAAUGGUCACGCGUGCAGCGAUGACAUUCUGCCCCAUCUGCCUCGUCACUGCCGUGAACGUCAGCACAGAGUGCGGCCACAGAUUCUGUCACCAGUGCAUUGUUGAAUGGGCCCAGGCGAGGCGCACGUGCCCGUCGUGCCGCCGUGUCCUCAACGUGGCCAACCUCACGCCCAUCGAGAGCGAAGAAGACGAUGGUGGUGCUGGUAUUGGUGGCCAGACGAGCAACCACUUCUGGCUGCCGCACGUUGGGCAUGCUGUCCACACGGCUGUGCUGCACUUUGCAGGUGGUCACCGUGAGGUGCACGAGCUAUUCCAGCAAGCGCCUGGCCCCUUGUUUGAGGCACUGAGCGCGGUGAUGUCCCACGACAACUUUGAUGCAACGCAGAGCCCGCCCAUGCUCGUGCUUGCCGUUGACGUGCUGGAGCGCUUUGUGGUCGAACGCGCCAUCAACGGCUGCAGCCUCAUCGCCAUCUUGCACAUGGAACACCACCUGCAGCCGUGCGUAAAUGCGGUGCAGGAGGUGAUGAGCAACGUUGGCGACGGUAUGGGUGGCAUCUCCCCGGCGCAGGCACGUGAUGGCGUGGUUGGCAUUGCUGUGCUGCGUACAUGCGUGCGUGUCAUUGCGCGCGCGCUGUUGGACCACGACGUGGCCGAUUUGGAGACGCUGACUGACGUGCUUCCUGUGCUGUUUGGAGGAGACGAUGAUGGUGACGGCUUUGCCAGUGGUGUCAACGACAGCAUGAGCGUGAUCCAGCGCAUGCGCCUGUUCCUGCUGCAGCUGCUGAAGCAAGGCCGCAGCUUUGCCGAGUUGCGCACGCAGCUGCACGUGCUGCCGCUGUGUUCUGCGAUUGUGCCGCUGGUGGCGUGGUACACGCGCGUUCGCCUGCACUUCCAAGGUAAAUUGGCGCGCGACAAGGUGCAGGGCGAGGGCGCCAUGACCCACGCGCAAGCAGUAGCAGAGAUGCAGGCCGCUGGCGUGGAGGAUGCGCAGAGCCGCUUUGACGCGUUUAUGGCGGCGUGGAACCGGAUCGUUGCGCACCAGGCGCUGUUGUUUGAGGGCGAGACGAUGACAGAGGACGGGUCUGUUGUGCAGGACGACGAGGCGCCCCACGGCCGGUUCGAGUGUGAGCCACUGCAGCCCUUCCCGCCCAUGUCGCCUGCAGCGCCGCUGGCGUACUCGCUGCUCUCUGACCGGGGAGAGGGGUCCCGCCUCUACAUCAUGCUGCACCAGCUCACGCACGUGCAGAACCAGCACAUGGACCGGGUGGUGAACCUGUGCGAGCCCGGUACUGCGGCGCACCGCGCUGUGCAGCAAGGGCCUGCUGGCCAGGUGCUGGUGCAGAGCGUGGACGUGACCAAGGCGAGGCCGCACCAGGUUGUCUCUGUGGUUGUGGACGACGGUGUGGUUGCGCACGCGUACGCGCACACGGCGCUGGGCCACGGACGGCGCACGAUUGUCAACUGGCAGGCCGUGGAGAACAUGGUGCUGCAGCACACGUUUGUCGGCAAGGUGAAGUUUGAGCGUGUUGACCCGGCCAAGUGCGGGUUCCUGUUUGGGCAGGAGCAAGGCGUGCCCUUCCUUGAGCUGUGCGACCGGCUGUUCACGGCGCACAAGCAGUACUGCCGCUCCAUCACCCCCGAGCGGGUGCGGGCCAUGAUUGAGUCGUCCAACUUCCAGCCGUCCAUCCACGACCUGCGCAGCAAGCUGGAGGUGCUCAUGUCGCAGCUCAACGACCACCUGCUUGGCAUGGGCGGCGACGCGUCUGGCGUGGGCAACUUGCUGUGCAGGACGACGCUGGCCGAGUUUGCGCUGAUGGCGCGGCCGGUGGAUGCCACGUCGCUGGCGCUGCUGCAGUCGUGCGGGUGCCACGACCUGGCAGUUGGGCAGCUCUUUGCGCUCUUUGAGCUGGUGUACGAGCAACUCAUCUUCCAGGAGUCGCGUGGGCACACGCCGCUGGAGGACGAGGCCGAUGGCGCCAUUGUCCGCGACCUGGGGGAGGCGCAGCGGGCCGAGCGGUUUGUUCCUGCCGCGGUUAUGCACACGCUACGGCGGUUCUACAUCACCCACUACGCGCAGUACCAGCACAUGGGUGACAUGCCGCUUGCCGACUUCUGGGGCAGCCUGAUUGAGGAGCCCGUGUUUGUCAUGGACGACCUGGCGAACCCGCAGCAACAGCUGCAGCUGCCAGACUCGCUGCUCCUGCGUCACGUCGUGCCGCUCUACGUCUGGCUGCACCAACUGCCGCAGUGAUGUGUGCGUGUGUGUGUGUGGGGUGGGGGGCUUGUGGGUUGAGUGUGUGGGUGGGUGUGGGUGGGUGAUUUUUGGGAGUGGGUUGUGGAG
Molecule: messenger RNA, 15219 nt
Organism: Salpingoeca rosetta
Lineage: Eukaryota; Choanoflagellata; Craspedida; Salpingoecidae
Exons: 3
Coding region: 1-15129 (5042 amino acids)
Molecular function (GO): ATP hydrolysis activity; ubiquitin-protein transferase activity; metal ion binding
Source: RefSeq, a predicted model, not a curated record